AUGCAAUUUUGGUCGCCAAAGUGCAAUCUAUCAGUAAAUUACUUGGACAUAUUACUUGCUGUUUAUGAAUUGCCUGUAUAUUUGGCAAGUUAUCUUCUUUCAUCCACACAAAAAAUGGAGCUAAUUAGACGUUUUCCCUUGAAAUGCCAAUUACUUUUAAAUUGGCAGCCAUUUAGGGUACUACUACUGUCUUUUAUUGUUUUGAUUACACUUCUCUUCAUCGAAUCCUAUGUUGUCACUAAUACACAUAAGAUGGAACAGGCAAACCGAAUCCACAACGCAUUGAAUACUAUAACAACCUCAUUGAUUUCUAUUUUUUGGAAAAAUGUCCAGAUUUGGACUUCUAGAAAGGUAGCAAAAUCCCAUUUCAUCCUUUCUAAGAUCCCAGUGUUUACAUGCAAAAAAAAAGAAUGUAAAUGAAUGAUGUGGUAUCACUGACAACUCAAUUUAUCAUAAUCUGAUACGUAAUAAACUCUUGAGUAGAGUUAUAUGUUGUUUUAAUUCGAGUGUUAGUUUGCCAUGUCGAAUUUGUAGAUUUGAAUUCUGAAUUUUGAUUAAUUAUGUUUCAGAAAUAAUGUUUUUAUAGUAAUUACUCCCAUU
This is a messenger RNA of Lactuca virosa, 600 nucleotides long. The record is from the annotation of a GenBank genome assembly. Lineage: Eukaryota; Viridiplantae; Streptophyta; Magnoliopsida; Asterales; Asteraceae.